GAUCAAUCACUCAAUCGAUCAAACAAUCAAACAACUGAUAUAUAUAAUAUGGCCUCAACUACUGCGACAAACAAUCAUAGAGUAGUGGAGGAGGAGUUAGAAGGCGACGAGGAGGAGUAUGAGGAGGUGGUCGAGUACUACGAGGAAGAGGAAGAGGUCGUAGAGGAGGAUGUCCAACAACAUGGACAAAAUGGACAUCAAUCGGAUGGUGUUGGCCACGAAGCUGAUGAUGACGAUGAAGAGGACGAUGAGGAAGAGGUCGAGGGCGAGGCAGAAGAGGAGGACGUAGAGCCCAUCCUCAAUUACACGCGUCUCGGUCAUGGCGUUACAGAGAUACUCAAGGUCGACUCGGCAUCAUGCAUGGCCGUGCAUCCCAAGUUCAUUGUGCUGGGCACACAUCACGGCUCAGUCAGCAUACACGACUUUGAUGGCAACAGGAUCAAGAACUUUGGUUCACAGAAUGCCACCAUCACAGAGAUAGCCAUCGAUCCAACCGGCGAUUAUAUAGCAUCUUGCACAGUGGAUGGCAAGGUGGUCAUCAGCCCAUUCGAUAGCACAGGCGAGACAAUGACAUUCCAAUACGUUCGACCUAUAACAGCAAUUGCAUUGGACUCUGAGUUUGCACAUAAGAACACGCGACAGUUUGUUACUGGUGGCAAGGGCGGUCAGCUGAUCUUGAACUCCAAGGGAUGGUUCCGCUCGAAGGAGACGAUCAUACAUCAGGGCGAGGGCCCCAUCUACGCCAUCAAGUGGUGCGGCAACUUCAUCGCCUGGGCCAACGACAAUGGCGUCAAGAUCUUUGAUUGCAGCACCAACAUGCGCAUUGCGCACAUCCCCCGCAAAGAGGGAUCGCCGCGCGGCGAGCUCUAUCGCUGCUGUCUGUGCUGGGAGCGUCCUGACACGCUGAUCAUCGGCUGGGCCAAGUCGGUCGACGUCAUCCAGAUCAUCGAGCGCAUCGACGGCGUCAAUGGCAACAUCAACAAGAUCGCACAGAUCACCAAUCAGUUCUCAACAACUUACUGGAUCAGCGGUGUCGCGCCAUUUGGCGAAGACCUCGUGUUGCUCGGCUACAGCGAUGGCGCCGUCGAGGGCCAGAACGACAUUAGCGCUACUGCCGCCACACCCAAGAUGUCCUCGCCCACCAACCUGACGGGCGCGUGGAACCAGGGACGUGUGGACAGUGCCGAGAAGCCAUCAAUCUACAUCGUCUCGCGCAAGACGAACCGCGCAAUCACCAAGGACCAUCUCAACGUCAAUGGCUAUCAGCACUACACGGCGUCCGACUACCGCCUCGAUUACAACACACAAGAGUCAAUCUUCUACAUCGUGUGUCCAAAGGACGUCGUCACGGCCAAGCCUCGCAACCUGGAGGACCACAUCAAGUGGCUGAUGGACAAGGAUCGCUACGAUGACGCUCUGGCUGAGGUCGAGCGCGACCAGCAGACGAUACGCUCGCUGCCGCCCAACAGGAUUCGUGAGAUUGGUGAGCGAUACAUGGACCAUCUGCUACAGGACGAGAAAAUGGACAAGGCUGCCAGUCUGUGCCCCAAGGUGUGCGCACGUGACAACGAGCUGUGGGAGAAGUGGUUCCUGCGCUUCAUGCGCCACGGCGGCCUGCAGGCCCUGUGUCCCUACAUCCCCAUUGGCAACCCCAAGCUUAGCCAGCAGACGUACGAGAUCCUGCUCAAUCACUUCCUGCACAACGACCCAGCCACAUUCCUCAAGAUCGUCAGUGAGUGGGGCUCGCCUAGCGUCAACGACCUCUACGACAUCAAAAAGGUGAUCACCGAGGUCGAGAACCGUUUGGCGCUCAACAAGAACGAGACCAUCAUGGUUGGCCAGGCGCAGCUGUACAUCUACGACAACCAGGAGGACAAGACCCUGGACAUCUACCUGAAGCUGAAGCGCGGCAAUGUCUUUGAACUGAUCAAGAACAACGAGAAGCUGUACGACUCGAUCCAGAACAAGGUGGCGUUGCUCAUCGACUAUGACAAGGUCGAGGCCAUCAAGCUGCUCGUGAACAAGAUCGACAAGAUACCGAUUCGCGUCGUCGUCAAGCAGCUGGAGAACAAGCCCGAGUACACACAUCUCUAUCUACACACGCUUUUCCUCAAGGACGCGCGUGCCGGCAUGGACUUCCACGAGCUCCAGGUGUCUCUGUACGCACAAUACGAGCCAGACCUGUUGCUGCCCUUCCUCAGGAACAGUAUAUCCUACAACCUGGACAAGGCGCUACAGAUCUGUAAAGAGCGCAACCUAUACGCCGAGAUGGUCUACAUCUUGGGUCGCAUGGGUAGCGCCAAGGACGCGCUGAACCUCAUCCUCGACAAGCUGAGGAAUAUCAAGGACGCCAUCGAGUUUGUGGAGCAGCAAAAGGACAAUGACCUGUGGAGCUACUUCAUCAACAAGGCCAUCACCAACCCACUGUACGUCUCGGAGUUGCUCGAGAACAUUGGCAGCCACGUCGACCCCAUCAAGCUGAUCCGCAUGAUUCCCGACAAGAUGGAGAUCCAGAACCUGCGAAACAGACUGGUCAAGAUCCUGAGCGACUAUAACCUACAGAUGUCUCUGCGAGAGGGCUGCAAGGAGAUCCUCAAGAGCGACUGUGUCUACCUGUCCGAGACACAUCUAGAUGCGCUGCGGGCUGGCCACAGCAUGGAAGAGUACACCAAGUGCGCCACAUGCUCCCAGUCGAUCGUCACACACAAGCCCGACUGCUCCAUCGUGCUUUACUUCUGCAACCACGUCUAUCAUAGCCGCUGCAUUAGGACGGCUGAGCAGCAGGGUCAGGUGCCGGGCAUGCCCGGCCCACAGCAAGGAGGCGGUGCAGCGGGUGGAGCAGGUGGCGCAGGCGGACAUCUCGCUCUGUUUGAGAUUGGCUUCUGUCCAAUCUGUCUGUCCAAUCAGACCAAGGUCAACAAAGGCUCAAGAAAGAUU
Messenger RNA from Acytostelium subglobosum LB1, 2937 nucleotides. RefSeq lists its product as hypothetical. Gene Ontology annotation, cellular component: late endosome; HOPS complex. Gene Ontology annotation, molecular function: protein binding. Gene Ontology annotation, biological process: protein targeting to vacuole; macroautophagy; vesicle-mediated transport. The record is from RefSeq and is a predicted model, not a curated record. The annotation marks the transcript as partial. The transcript has 2 exons. NCBI's taxonomy places the organism in Eukaryota, Evosea, Eumycetozoa, Acytosteliales, Acytosteliaceae.